UUGAUUAUUGUGAUAUUAAUAAGAUAUUAUAAAAGAUGUUAAAAAUAAAAAGCUAAAAAGAUGUAUCAACAAAAAGUACAUCCGCAAAGGAGUUUGAUAAAAGAAGGCGUCAUACAAAUUGGUGCCGGUGGUUCUGCAGGCUUUGUUGAAGUUUGUAUAAUGCAUCCAAUGGAUCUUGUUAAAACACGAUUUCAACUUCAAGUUAGAAUGCAAGCAGCAGAUGCCACCUACUACACAGGAAUUAUAGAUUGUAUGCAUAAGAUGUGUAAAUCUGAAGGUGUUACUGCGCUUUGGAAAGGAUUGCUUCCGCCAAUUAUCGUAGAAACACCUAAAAGAGCAGUAAAAUUUUUUACAUUCGAACAAUACAAACAAUUCUUCUUAUUUGGUGCUGCGUCACCUAGUCCUUUGACAUUCUCAUGUGCUGGCUUUUUUGCUGGAGUUACUGAGGGUGUUUUAGUAAAUCCUUUUGAAGUUAUUAAAGUAAAACAACAAUCGAAUCGUGUUGGAAGACCUUCGACUGCUAUUGUAACAAGAGAAAUUAUAUCAAAAUAUGGAUUUGGAUUAAAUGGACUUUACAGAGGACUGUCUGCCACUAUAAUGAGAAAUGCUGUAUUUAAUUCUUUUUAUUUUGGAUUUUAUCAUUCUGUAAAAAAUUAUAUACCAGUAAAUAAAGAUCCUUUGCUCGAAUUUGGAACUAAGGUCAGUUUAGGUUUCGUGUCAGGAACGGUAGCUUCUUGUUUAAAUAUACCUUUUGAUGUAGCUAAAAGUCGUAUACAAGGACCACAAGGAAAUAUACAAUACAAAGGAACACUAAAUACUAUUUGUAUUAUUUAUAAAAAUGAAGGAUUUAAAGCUUUAUACAAAGGUUUAUUGCCAAAGGUAUUGAGAUUGGGCCCAGGAGGAGCUAUUAUGCUUGUAGUUUAUGAUUAUAUGCAUGUUUAUCUUACUGAAAAGUUUUCAUAUUGAUUUCUAAAUAUGAUGCUGU
Messenger RNA from Polistes dominula (European paper wasp), 985 nucleotides. RefSeq names its product mitochondrial 2-oxodicarboxylate carrier. The record is from RefSeq and is a predicted model, not a curated record. Lineage: Eukaryota; Metazoa; Arthropoda; Insecta; Hymenoptera; Vespidae. Gene Ontology annotation, biological process: transmembrane transport.